UCAGGACUUUACCCACUACUUCUGCAGCCUCAACUGACAAAGGGACACAGAGGAGAAAAAACCCAGAAUCAAAGUGCUCGCUUUCCGUUUGAAAAGGAAGAUCCAAGAUUCAUGAUGGAGGAGGGAUAUGAACUCGACCUGACGUACAUCACAGAGCGCAUCAUUGCCGUGUCCUUCCCCCGGGGCUGCACAGAGGAGAUCUACUCUCACAAUCUGAAGGAUGUCACACGAAUGCUCAAGUGCAAGCAUGCCGAUAAUUACCUGAUUAUCAACCUGUCAGAGAAAAGACAUGAUCUCACUAAAAUGAACCCAAAGACUCUGGACACAGGCUGGCCUGACAUGCACGCUCCACCCCUGGAUAAAAUCUGCACCAUCUGUAAGGCCAUGGAGAGCUGGCUCAAUGCUGACCCCCUUCAUGUGGUGGUGAUACACUGCAGGGGCGGCAAGGGUCGAAUCGGUGUUGUCAUCUCAUCCUUUGUGCAUUUCACUGACAUAUCAGCCAGUGCUGAUCAGGCGUUGGACCGCUUUGCGAUGAGGAAAUACUACGAUGAUAAGGUCUCAGCUUUGAUGACACCCUCGCAGAAACGGUAUGUUUGGAUCCUCAACAGUCUUCUAAGUGGAUCCAUGAAGAUCAAUGCCUCACCCUUGUUCCUGCACUGCGUCAUUCUUCACGGGAUCCCAAACUUCGACGCCACUGGAGUUUGUCGUCCCUACAUGAAGGUUUACCAGGGAAUGCAAGCAGUGUAUUCAUCUGGAAUCUAUCACAUUGGUCCGGGCCACAGAGACCGUGUAUGCAUCACCCUGGAGCCCGCCCAGCUUCUAAAAGGAGACAUUAUGAUUAAAUGCUAUCACAAGAGUGCCGUCACCUCAGAACGUGAAGUCAUUUUCCGGAUGCAGUUCCACACGGGAGCAGUGCAGGGCUACAACCUGAUGUUUGAAAAGGAGGACAUGGAGACUGCCAACAAAGAUCCCAGAUUUGCAGAUUAUGGUAAAGUGGAGCUGGUCUUCUCCGAGGGACCAGAGAAAAUCCCAGGUGCCGACAGGUGGCAGAAUGGGGCGGAUGUUAUUGUGGACUACAACACAGCAGAUCCUCUAAUCCGCUGGGACUCCUACCAGAACAUCUGUGAUGUUGAAGCACCACGAUCUCAAGGCCUAACCCAGGACAAGGCGGCUAACAAGAGGAGCCCCAGCGGAGGAGAGGCGACACUGGGCAGAGGGGCCCGCACGACCUCCGCCACCUCCAGCCCCGACCACAGCGACCACGCCCUCUCCGUCAGCAGUGACUCGGGCCUGUCUAGCACUUCCCUGUGGGCGGACAGACCCGCACCUGUACCUGCCAUCAACACCAACACCAACACCAUCACCAUCAGGCCUAACCACGGCCCCAGCCAGCAGGAAAAGGUCCAGCUGAAGCGCCUUUUGAGUGGCUUUGGUCUCGAGGAUACCUCACUGGAGGAGAUGGGGGAUCAAGGCCCCAGAGUGGGCAUCCAGCAGAUAGUCCCGGCGCAGGUGCACAUAAACGGAGUCACCAGACCCCGAGAGAGGGAAACGGACAUCCUGGAUGAUGAGGUCAUUACAGGUCACGAUCUGCACAGUGUGGACAGUUUAGGGACCUUGUCGUCCUCCUGCCACAAGAGCAGCCAGAACUCCCUCCUGUCAGAUGGUUUCGGGAGUCCCGGAGGAGAGGAGCAGCAAAACCAAAUCCAGCAUCAUCUCCACCACCACCCUGCACCCCCCCACAUGGAGGAGUAUGAGAGAGCCUAUGCUGAGACUAAAAGGGGAUGUUUGAACACCAGGAGCAACACUGUGGUCUCCGCAAAUCCCAGCGGGGCUCCAAUGCCCAAACAACACGUCUACAGACAGGGGAGUUAUUCCACUCAGUCCUGGGUUCGCCAGCAGCAGAUGGUCGCUGCACAACAGUUUAUCUACAUGCCCGAGGAUGGAAACGAAACAGAAAGGUACCAAGGGAACAAGCAAGGGAGCAGUUCACCCAAAGCAGGCCUGCCGACGGAAAAACAGGGCCCUACUAGGGACAUGGCGACAGAUGCUCUGAGAAACACUGAGCCACACAAGGAGCAAGCUACGAUGAACAAUAACAACAACAACAAACGCGAUGAGGAGUUCAAAUCUCUAACGAUAGACAUUGACAACUCCAUCGACCAGCUCAACCAACUGAUCAUGGACCUGGAUCCCACAUUUAUGCCAAAAUCGAACAAUGCAGGCUCCAUAAAGAGGAACGGUGGGACGCCAACAGACGGCUCCGUGUCCAAAUGCAUGAAUGGCAUCAAUCUCAGGUUCAACGAUAAUACCACAGCAACCGUGAAAAACACACAGCAGACAGAGAAGUUGUGA
Molecule: messenger RNA, 2352 nt
Organism: Notothenia coriiceps (black rockcod)
Lineage: Eukaryota; Metazoa; Chordata; Actinopteri; Perciformes; Nototheniidae
Product: tensin-3-like
Exons: 14
Coding region: 112-2352 (746 amino acids)
Biological process (GO): dephosphorylation
Cellular component (GO): focal adhesion
Source: RefSeq, a predicted model, not a curated record